AUGGCUAUCCGAGAGCACUUCCGCCGCGCUGUGCGCUCCGACGCUUCAAGCACAAACAUCGUCGACGCCAACACCCCAGGAAAGAUCACAGCUACCAUGACCAAGUCCAGCCAGAACAGUGACAAGUCCGACUCAUCAAAAUCAUCACUCGUCAACAAGCUGUCCCGUACCUGGACGUGGGGGUCUAAGGACAAGGAUGCCACCAAGGAGCGCAAGACCAAGAACAAGAAGGGAAAGAAGAUCACCCACCCUAGCGAGAAGCCAAUGACCGCACAGAAUCUCCAGCACCAGGAGAUGCUCUCUCACUUCGACUUUACCUUUGGUGCCUCGUGUCCUGAGCAAAUCGAAGAGGACAAUUUCAUUGGCAUCAGCCCUUGCUGCACCAGAGCCCCCAGCGUUGUUGACUUCUCACUGGAAGGCGACAGCGAAAGCGAUGAUCAGACUUCUUCGUCGUCUUCCUCCGUCAAAUCAUCGUAG
Fusarium mangiferae is the source of this 477-nucleotide messenger RNA. RefSeq lists its product as uncharacterized. Bases 1 to 477 code for a protein of 158 amino acids. NCBI's taxonomy places the organism in Eukaryota, Fungi, Ascomycota, Sordariomycetes, Hypocreales, Nectriaceae. The record is from RefSeq and is a predicted model, not a curated record. The transcript has a single exon.